Messenger RNA from Rhinichthys klamathensis goyatoka, 624 nucleotides. It is a transcript of the gene tomm20b, whose product is annotated as translocase of outer mitochondrial membrane 20b. Gene Ontology annotation, cellular component: mitochondrial outer membrane translocase complex; mitochondrial outer membrane. Gene Ontology annotation, molecular function: transmembrane protein transporter activity. Gene Ontology annotation, biological process: tRNA import into mitochondrion; protein import into mitochondrial matrix; protein targeting. The record is from RefSeq and is a predicted model, not a curated record. The coding region runs from base 123 to 563 and encodes 146 amino acids. Lineage: Eukaryota; Metazoa; Chordata; Actinopteri; Cypriniformes; Leuciscidae. The transcript is spliced from 5 exons.
GACGUAAUCGGGGUCCUUCCUCGUGUGGCUCCGUGAGGGUCAUGCAGUCAGUCUGAUCUGUGUUAUUAUUAUCGUCAUUAUUCCCCCGGUGUGUUUCUCUCGUGUCGUGUGUUUCUCUCGUCAUGAUGGGCGCCAGUAGCUCCAGGAUCGCGGCGGGUUUGGGCGCGGCGCUGUUCGUCGGUUACUGUGUUUAUUUCGACAGAAAGAGGCGGAGUGAUCCAAACUACCAGAACAAACUCCGAGAACGAAGAAAAAGGCAGAAGGCAUCUCAGGAGAAAGCUGGAUUAUCGAGGUUACCGGACCUGAAAGACGCUGAAGCGGUUCAGAAGUUCUUCCUGGAGGAGAUCCAGCUCGGAGAAGAGCUUCUGGCUCAGGGAGACUAUGAGAAGGGCGUGGACCACCUGACGAAUGCGAUCGCAGUGUGUGGUCAGCCUCAGCAGCUCCUGCAGGUCCUCCAGCAAACGCUUCCUCCUCCAGUCUUCCAGAUGCUGCUCACUAAACUACCCACCAUCAGCCAGCGUAUCGUCAGCGCUCAGAGCGUCAGCGACGACGACAUCGAAUAGCAGGAACUCCAGCGGCUCUAUGACAUCACUUCCUGUCUGCCCUUUCCCUCCACCGAUCCAA